Molecule: messenger RNA, 975 nt
Organism: Capronia epimyces CBS 606.96
Lineage: Eukaryota; Fungi; Ascomycota; Eurotiomycetes; Chaetothyriales; Herpotrichiellaceae
Exons: 2
Coding region: 1-975 (324 amino acids)
Biological process (GO): succinate transport; fumarate transport; transmembrane transport
Source: RefSeq, a predicted model, not a curated record
AUGUCUGCCAAAAGUGUGAGAGGCGAAGGCGGCAAGAAGCCGGCCAGCGCUGCCACCAACUUAAUUGCUGGGGGUGGUGCUGGAAUGAUGGAGGCGCUCGUGUGUCACCCGCUCGACACGAUAAAAGUGAGGAUGCAGCUGUCCAAAAGAGGCAGGACGCCAGGGCAGAAGUCGCGAGGUUUCGUACAGACCGGAAAGGAUAUUGUGAAGCGGGAAACCGUCUUUGGCCUGUACAAGGGUCUAGGUGCCGUUCUCACCGGUAUUAUUCCCAAAAUGGCCAUUCGGUUUACUUCGUACGAAUGGUACAAGCAACUGCUCGCGGACGAAAACGGCAUUGUCAGCUCGAAGGCAACGUUCUUGGCUGGACUGGGUGCCGGUGUCACCGAAGCCGUGGCCGUGGUAACUCCUAUGGAAGUGGUCAAGAUUCGGAUGCAGGCUCAAUACCAUAGCUUGUCGGAUCCGCUCGACGUCCCCAAGUACCGAAGCGCCCCUCAUGCCCUCCUGACCGUCGUUCGAGAGGAAGGUGUCGGUGCCCUGUAUCGCGGUGUGUCCUUGACUGCACUGAGACAAGGCACAAACCAGGCCGUGAAUUUUACGGCAUACAGCGAGUUCAAGUCAUUUCUGCAGAAAGUUCAGCCCGAAUUUGAGGGCAAGAAUCUACCGGGAUAUCAGACCACCUUCAUCGGACUGAUCUCGGGCGCCAUGGGCCCGUUCUCGAACGCACCCAUUGACACCAUCAAAACACGGUUACAAAAAACCCCUGCACAGCCAGGACAGUCUGCCCUAUCCCGGAUCACGGCCAUUUCCAGAGACAUGUUCAAGCAGGAGGGAGCCAGAGCGUUCUACAAGGGCAUCACACCCCGCGUGAUGCGAGUCGCCCCCGGCCAAGCCGUCACUUUCACCGUGUACGAGUACUUGAAGAAGAAACUGGAAGACAGUCGCUGGACCAUUGUGGGAGGGACAUUCGAAGAGUAG